CCUCUCUCUUCUCUUCUUCUUGAGUCUCUCUCUCUCUCUCUACAAAGAAAAAUCGAUUUUAACAUUUCAAAAAUUUUUGAGGGGGGUCAAGCGGGAAAACCAAAAAUCCUUCAAAUAAUUUCGUGUGGAGCGAGCGGGAGAAAGAGACACACACAAAUCCUCUCUAGUUCUCUCUCGUCAGUAGUAAUAAUAAUUGAUGGCGAGAACCAAGCAUAACGCUACCAGGUCCCAACCUCGUACUCCAACUGAUGCUGCUUCAAUUUCUCCGGAGGCUGGUCCCAGUGCGACACCGCCAACAAGAGCCGAAGAUGGUGAAGAAGAUGAUGCUCAACCAACAACGCCUGCUGCUGCAACUUCACCUGCUACAAAAAAAGGGGCUAAGAGAACCAGAUAUGGUAGUAGGUCACAAGGCUCACAAAAAAAGAAGUCUUACCGUUUCAAGCCAGGAACCGUUGCUCUGAGAGAGAUUCGCCAUUAUCAGAAGAGCACUAGCCUUCUUAUUCCUGCUGCUAGUUUUAUCAGACAAGUGAGAAGUAUAACCAAUGCGGUGGCCCCUCCACAAAUCUCUCGUUGGACAGCUGAAGCUCUUGUGGCUCUCCAAGAGGCGGCAGAAGAUUACUUGAUUGGUUUGUUCUCAGAUUCAAUGCUCUGUGCGAUCCAUGCAAGACGUGUUACUCUAAUGAGAAGAGACUUUGAGCUUGCACGCCGGAUUGGAGGAAAAGGCAGACCCUGGUGAUAGAAACGAAACUCACCCACUAGCACUACUCGCAUCUCUGUCAUUGUUAGUGAGGAUCGAAUAGUUAACAACAUACAGUAUGUGUGCGUAGGUUGUAUAAUAUUAUUCACUAGUUAUGUGCUUGUCCUUUUUUCGACUUGAUGGUCUGACCAAAAAAAUAACCUUCUUUUGAUACAUAACUGGAAAUCUGAGUUUGUGGGUUCGAUUCAAUAAUCUAUCUAGGUUGUAAAACUUGUUUCUCUAUGUGUGUUUCUUGUUUGCUUUUUU
Messenger RNA from Camelina sativa (false flax), 1003 nucleotides. Its product is annotated as histone H3-like centromeric protein CENH3. Gene Ontology annotation, cellular component: nucleosome. The record is from RefSeq and is a predicted model, not a curated record. Gene Ontology annotation, molecular function: DNA binding; protein heterodimerization activity; structural constituent of chromatin. Lineage: Eukaryota; Viridiplantae; Streptophyta; Magnoliopsida; Brassicales; Brassicaceae.